Messenger RNA from Chaetomium globosum CBS 148.51, 1020 nucleotides. RefSeq lists its product as uncharacterized. The record is from RefSeq and is a predicted model, not a curated record. NCBI's taxonomy places the organism in Eukaryota, Fungi, Ascomycota, Sordariomycetes, Sordariales, Chaetomiaceae. Gene Ontology annotation, biological process: regulation of DNA-templated transcription. Gene Ontology annotation, cellular component: CCAAT-binding factor complex; nucleus. Gene Ontology annotation, molecular function: DNA binding; DNA-binding transcription activator activity, RNA polymerase II-specific; protein heterodimerization activity. The transcript has 3 exons. The coding region runs from base 1 to 1020 and encodes 339 amino acids.
AUGGAUCCGAACCCCUCUUCGGCCCAGCACGGGCAGCACGGGCAGCAGGCCCGGCAAAUGCCUGUUUACGACCUCAGCUUGGGUGGCCAUUACGGCGCGAGUGCCGCGAUCUCUACCCAAGGCUUUGCGCCCUCCGAGCUGUACACUGGGACAUGGGCGAAUGUGCACCAAGGUCUGACCGGCCACUACAAAGAUGUCCUCACAGCCUACUGGCAACAUACUAUCAGCCACCUUGAGAGUGAUACACACGACUACAAGAUGCAUCAGUUACCACUUGCGCGGAUCAAGAAGGUCAUGAAGGCCGACCCAGAGGUCAAGAUGAUUUCGGCCGAGGCCCCGAUUCUGUUCGCCAAGGGUUGCGAUAUCUUCAUUACCGAGCUUACCAUGCGGGCCUGGAUCCAUGCGGAAGAAAACAAACGGCGGACCCUCCAGCGAUCCGACAUCGCUUCGGCAUUGGCCAAGUCUGACAUGUUCGACUUCCUCAUCGACAUUGUCCCGCGUGAAGAAGCCUCUUCCCACGCAAAGCGGACAACCAACCAAACCGCCGCCGCUCCCCAACCCGCUGCCCCCCAGCCUCAAAUCCCCGGCGUCGGCGCCCCCAAUCACGCCGGCCAACAUCCGAUGGCUGCGCCGGAUUACACCCUCGGCGGCCACAACAUGGGUCCCGAAGCCGAUUACCGUCAGCCCCAGCCCAUGUACGCCGGCCAAGUCCAGCCAGGCGCACCCACGUAUGGCCAACCCCAAGCCCAAAUGUACAACGUUGACGAUAUGUACACCUAUGGGACGAUGCCUCCUCAGCAAGCCGACCCGGCGGGGAGCAGUCCCACAGCGGGAUAUGGGCUUACGCACCAGGAUGUGCCUGUGAGCCAGCCAUGGGCGGCGGGGCAUGAGGCUGGCGCUGAGCCCCUAGCGGGGACGAUCAAGCUCGAGCCGGAUGAAGAAAUUGCGGCUCAGAUUGGCUUCCCCGCGGAUCAGACAAAGCUCACGACAAUUACCGACGAGGCAACUCUGAGCCAUUGA